AAAGGAGAAAUUUGCUAGUAUAUUGUAAAACAUUUACCAGUCAAUUAUUACAGCAUAGAAUAUGUUUUGACUAAUACAUAAUGUUCUUUAUAAUACAUUUUAUACAUGUUUUUAGCAGAAAAUGUGUAUGUAAAGCCUGUUCAUAGUGAUAUAAAUAUGGAGCCUUUUAUGCUGUUAUAUUAAAAAUAUGUUUAAUAAACUAACAAAACAUUACACUAGAAAGUUCAGGUUAUAAACACUAAACAGUUAUAUUUAAAAAAAAAUCAGUUCAAUGUAUUCUACAAACGCUUACACACACUGAGAGAGGAGGGGUGUGGGGUAGUAGGAGAGAAUGAGUAAAUGCUAUUUUUAGGUCAUUGAUAGAUAAGCCAAAAAUUACACGGCAGUUUCCCCAUAUUUUUUCCCUGUUUCAUCUAAUGUAAUGAAAUAUUUUUGUAAAGUCUUUUUUUUGGAAAACAUGUUGUGUUUAAUCCUAACAUUAUAUAUAAUAAAAUAUCCAUCCGUUGACAAAAAAAGACUUUUGUACCCCUCCUCCCGCACUCCUCCUAACCCACCCGUAUUGACAAAGAGAUUACAUAGCAGUACGUGAGCUUGCAGUCCACACCCACCCUGUAGACUGUAGCGGGUUGAGACACCCGAUUGCCCAAUGUGCUUACUUAUCUGGACAGCUGCACCAAGACAUACUUGCAGCUUUUGUUUAACCUCCGCGGAGAGCGUGUUGUGUACAUGCUGUUGGUCGCUGGCGUGGAGGAAGCUGCAGCUCUCGGUCCACACUCUGUCAACGACAGUGACCGUACUUGUGUUCGCUUCCUAGACAUGUCUGAGGUCACUGACAAUAGAGUUUUGUUCGAUAGGAGUCGACAGCAGUGACCACAACGUCUGCAGGAGACACGCACAGCAAGUAGCGCAGGCACCUGGCGUCCAUUUUUGCGUCGUCAUUGGGCGGUGUCCUGUGACAUUAGUCCCCUUGUAAAUAUUGCGCGCUAGGAAAAACUGUAACACACUGAAUGGCCAACAUCGCUCUGGGACAGACCGCUUCACAACCUCAUGCAGUUCUAAGGGAAUAGUCGCUGUAGAAGAAGGAUCCUCGCUGAGUUGUUUUUUUUUUUUUUUUUUUUUUGCUGUUCUGAAACGGGUUUCCAGACUUCAGCAAAGGCUUGUGGCACCGCUUACAUUUGGACGUGUCUUCUUGCAAGAAGAUUCUUCCACUCCAGCAGCAGAGGCGGACGCAAACAUUGAACGAAUGGUGUAGAAUAGUCGCAAUCUGAAGGUAGGACAGGGUUGACAAGGUUUAUCGCUGGUGACGGUGCUCUUUGUGUACAACUUGCUUCAGUCGAGUUCGGGGCGAGGAUCGCCAACCGAGGUCACCCGCAAUGGCGACCACCUUCGAGAGCAAAGGACUGGCUGAACACGCCGAGAGCAACGGACUGGUUGAGCACGCCGAGAGCAACGGACUGGUUGAACACGCCGACAAAACUACGUCAGAGGACAACACCGUGACGAUCAUCAACACGUCGUGGAGGCGCAUGGUCUAUCGCAUUGGAGACAACCCACCCCUCAAGCUGUUGCUGCUUUUUACGCUACAGCAAGGGCUUCUCGCCAUCUCCAACUCCUUGAUCGUGUCGUCGAUAGUGUCGGACGUGGUGUGCGCGCGGGACGACGAGGAGUUCAAGACCAGAUACUGAGUGCCACCUUCCUGAUGGUCGGCUUGUCCACCUUCUUCAUGAGCACAGUCGGCGUUAGGCUGCCAAUAUUCCAGGGUCCAGCCAACGAGUACAUUAUUCCACUGCUGACACUUGAGCGCUCAGCCCGAAUGGAAGUGUCCAUCACAGGAAGAACUCGUUGAGUAUUAUGCCAACACGACCACUAACGUCACGGACCUGGGGAAGGUCCUCCCGAUGCCGAAGGAGUUUAUCUACCAUCAUGUUCAGAGGAUGUCUGGUAGUUUGAUGGCUGCGGGCGCCGUUCAUUUUCUGAUAGCUGUGACAGGUCUGGCGGGCUGCUUGCUACGGUUCAUUGGACCAGUCACCAUUGUUCCCGCCAUCACUCUAGUCGGGCUUUACAUCUUCAAAGUCGUGGUCAGGUUCUCCGAGACCUUCUGGGGGGUCGCUGUGCUGACUGCUGCAACGGGAAUCAUAUUGUCGUUGUACCUAGCCAAGAGAUCAACACCAAUUCCUUUCUGGAGUAGAUCGAAGGGAUUCCACAUCAUCUGGUACCCGCUGCAUCAGGUGUUCGCACUGCUCAUCGCGAUGAUGGUGGGCUGGGGCGUCAGCGCCAUUCUAACGACUGCUGACGUGCUGUCGUCAGACCGCAACAACGUGCAGUUCUACGCGCGCACGGACACUCGUUCACACGUCAUCACCAACAGCCCCUGGUUCUCUUUUCCAUACCCAGGACGCUUUGGCGCGCCCUCCUUCGAUACCGGCAUCUUCAUCGGCUUCUUGCUGGCCACACUCAUGUCCAUCCUGGACUCCAUCGGCGACUACAGCGCAUGCGCGCGCACCUGCUACGUGCCGCAGCCCCCCAACUGGGCUCUGAACCGCGGGCUGGCGGUGGAGGGGUUCAUGAGUUUCAUCAGCGGCGCCCUGGGCAUCGGCCACGCUACCUCAUCGUUCGGCGGCAACAUCGGGGCCAUGGGCCUCACCAGGGUAGCCAGCCGCCGGGUGUUCCAGGGCGUCGGCAUCAUGUAUGUCUUCUUCUCCAUCUUCAACAAAUUCGGCGCCGUUUUUGUCACCAUCCCUUACUCUGUCCUCGGCGGCUGCCAGAUCGUCACCAUCGGUCUUUUCAUCGGCAUCGUCCUCUCCAACCUGCAGUACAUCGACCUUAGGUCCACCCGCAACGUGGCCAUCAUCGGUAUCUCGCUGCUCGUGGGGCUGAUGAUCCCGCACUGGAUGGAGAAGACUCCCAACGGUAUACGAACAGGGAGCAUAGAUUUAGAUCGUACUAUAGGAAUACUUUUGACGAAUCCUGUGUUCGUGGGAGGCUUCCUCGCUUGUUUCCUAGACAACACUGUUCCAGGCACGCUAGAAGAACGUGGCUUGAGCAAGCACUCAUCAAAAGAGGAGUUGAGCAAGGGGCCCGCGGACGACCACUUCGAGGAAGGGCUGGAAGUGUACGACAUCCCCUACGUGCAAAAAUACAUGGAGAAGUCGAGGAUAACCAAAGUGUGUCGGAUAUUUCCAGGAGGCAGCUCCACCUCGUCCUCAACUUCCUCCGACACCACGAGGGACGAGGAGGAGAGACUUGGGUGCCUCAAAGAUGGGGACACGGCUGGCUUACAUUCGACGAACAUGUGACGUGUUGUGACAUCACGCAGUGCUAGCGACUUAAGGACAAGUACUCAGGGUUCGGAGAGGAGCGGUCGAGUGAAGCAGGCCACGUGCCAGAUUUUGUGACAGAACGGAGGAGAAUCACGUGACGCCUGCUUUUAUUAACACGCUAACGGGCAACAAGGGACACGCAGUGCGCUAUCCCGUUGCUUAGCAACAAGUCACAUACAAUGCGCUUUAAAGUGGUCCUGCUAUUAAUAAGUAACACUUAAGAUAGGGGUGGGAAGGGGAAGUGACGAGUGUUUGACCAUGACAUUACCUAGUGAUGUACAAGAUAGACACAAAGUGCACAGUAAUGAUACAGUUUAAUAAUGUAUCCAUGACCCUCGUGUCACACUCAGUGAUCUUCCCGGUGGAAGAAUGAAUGCACAAGUAAAAUUAAAAGGCAAGAGAAAUAGUG
Molecule: messenger RNA, 3729 nt
Organism: Pomacea canaliculata
Lineage: Eukaryota; Metazoa; Mollusca; Gastropoda; Architaenioglossa; Ampullariidae
Product: solute carrier family 23 member 2-like
Exons: 12
Coding region: 1899-3296 (465 amino acids)
Biological process (GO): transmembrane transport
Cellular component (GO): membrane
Molecular function (GO): transmembrane transporter activity
Source: RefSeq, a predicted model, not a curated record